AUGUCCUCCCCAGCGGGCCGCCGCACCACGCGGAGCUCCCAGGCAGGCACGCCCAAUGCGCGGAACACUCGCAACUCUCAGGCACGCAGCAGCCCGGCAGCAGCGGCGACUGCAGCGGCGACAGGCACACCCCGUAACCAGCGCGCGCCGUCGUCCCAGCUGCAGUCCAGCCCUAUGCUGUACGAGUCGUCCCCAGCCGCCGACGUCAAUAUGGGCGGUGCCUCAUCGCCGCUGCGACAGAUGAGCGAUACACAGAGCACUCAGGACGCGCUCCACAGCGCCGACCACCCCAUGCGCGGCCUGGCACCGAGCUCGCCGCUUGCCCACGAGACCCAGAGCGUGUCGGCCGGUGAUCGUACACCACGGGCCAACCGUGGCCUUCUUGGAGAAUCCUCUCCUAUUCAUUACGACCCCAGCUCCAGUCCCGGCCACCAUCUCGGCUUCCAGUCCGAUCUGCGCAGCGAGAGCAGCGCGCUCUUUGUCGACCAGCGCUCAGGAUCGAUCGGCCCUGGCCGCUCACGCCGUGGUGACAUCAACUCGGACGCACUGCGCACGCCGCGUGCGCCGCCUCGCCGCAUCAUGCUCGACGAUGGUGGCCAUGUUCUGAGCGAGGGCAUGGCACCCCGCUCGGACACGGGCUCCUUUGCCAACAACAACCCCGACACGUCCGAGGCCCAGGCCCUCGGCGGCCUGAGCCAGAGUCUGAUUUGGGGCACAACCGUGUCCAUUGAUGACACCUUUGCCUCGUUCAAGGACUUCCUGCGCAACUUCACCAAGAAGUACCGCAUGUGGCUCGACGGCAUGACCGAGGCCGAGACAGAGGGCCUGCCCGAUGCAGAGUCCAAGCCCUACUGGGAGACCAUGCAGAACAUGCUGCUGCUGGGUUCCUCGCGCCUCUACGUCGAUGUGCGCGAUCUCAAGGCCUACCCGCGCACCAACAAGCUGUGGUACCAGGCCCAGGCGUAUCCCCAGGAGAUUGUGCCCAUCAUGGACCAGUCCGUGCACGAUCUCAUGUCAGAGCUUGCUCACACAGAGGCCAACCGCCAAAAGGCCGCUGCCGCCGCCCUGUCGCAAAGCAGCGCUGGCAACAACAGCGGCCGUGCGCUGAGCGUGAGCCAGAGCUCCGACCUCAACUUCCCCAGCUCCGAGCGCAGUGAGGAGCCGCCCGCCACACCGCGUGCGUCCCAGCAGCAGGCGCUUGCAGCGACGCAGGCCGCACAGACCCUCGAGGACGACGUCAGCAAGACCGUGUACAUCGUGCGGCCCUUUGGCCUGGACAAGUCGACGAACCUGCGCGAGCUCAACCCGUCCGAUAUGGACCGUCUCAUCUCCAUCAAGGGCCUUGUCAUCCGCACCACGCCCGUUAUCCCGGACAUGAAAGAUGCCUUCUUCAAAUGCCAGGCGUGCAACCACUCCGUCACUGUCAGCCUCGACCGCGGCAAGAUCCGCGAGCCGACGGAGUGCCCGCGGCCCACCUGCCAGACCAAAAACUCCAUGCAGAUUGUCCACAACCGCUGCAUCUUCGAGGACAAGCAGGUCAUCAAGCUGCAGGAGACGCCCGACGCUGUCCCCGCCGGUCAGACCCCUCACUCCGUGUCUGUGUGCGUCUACAACGAGCUUGUCGACUUUUGCAAGGCUGGCGACCGUGUCCUGAUCACGGGCAUUUUCCGUGUCAGCCCGGUUCGCGUCAACCCACGCCAGCGCACCAUCAACAGCGUGCAUAAGACGUAUGUCGACGUCCUGCACAUCCAAAAAGUCGACGCCAAGCGCCUGGGCAUCGACCCGUCGACCCUGGAGCUGGAUGACGACGAUGUCGAAGCGGCUAUCCUGGCCGAGCAAAACGAGACCAGCGGCGGUGGUACCGGCGGUAACCACAUGGAGGAGACACGGACCUUCACGCCCGAGGAGGAGGCCAAGAUCAAGGAGACGGGUGCCCGUGCCGACGUCUACGACCUGCUGUCGCGGUCGCUGGCUCCAUCGAUCUACGAGAUGGACGACGUCAAGAAGGGCAUCUUGCUACAGCUGUUUGGCGGCACCAAUAAGUCCUUCAAGAAGGGCGGCAGUCCCCGCUACCGCGGCGACAUCAAUGUCCUGCUGUGUGGUGACCCGUCCACGGCCAAGUCGCAGAUGCUGGGCUACAUCCACAAGAUUGCGCCGCGCGGUGUCUACACGAGUGGCAAGGGCUCCUCUGCCGUUGGUCUGACCGCCUACGUCGCGCGUGAUCCGGAAACGCGGCAACUGGUGCUCGAAUCGGGUGCUCUUGUCCUCUCUGACGGCGGCGUGUGCUGCAUCGACGAGUUCGACAAGAUGUCUGAGAGCACACGGUCCGUGCUGCACGAAGUCAUGGAGCAGCAGACGGUGUCGGUCGCCAAAGCAGGCAUCAUCACCACGCUCAACGCCCGCACAAGCAUCCUAGCAUCGGCCAAUCCCAUUGGCAGUCGCUACAACCCCGAAUUGCCCGUGCCGCAGAACAUUGACCUGCCGCCGACGCUGUUGUCGCGGUUCGACCUGGUGUACUUGAUCCUGGACCGCGCCGAUGAGAAGACGGACCGCCGCAUGGCCAAACACCUGCUCUCCAUGUACCUGGAAGACACACCCCAGUCGGCACGCUCGGCCAACGAGAUUUUGCCUGUGGAGUUCCUGACGUCGUACAUUUCGUAUGCACGCGCCAACAUUCACCCCGUGCUGUCGACGGAGGCCGGCCAGGCGCUCGUGGAGGCGUAUGUCGAGAUGCGCAAGCUGGGCCAAGAUGUGCGUGCCGCCGAGAAGCGCAUUACGGCGACUACGCGGCAGCUCGAGUCCAUGAUCCGUCUCGCCGAGGCCCAUGCCAAGAUGCGCCUCUCCUCCGAAGUCACGGGCGACGACGUCCGCGAGGCGUACCGUCUGAUCCAGUCGGCCCUUAAGACGGCCGCCACCGACGCCCAAGGCCGCAUCGACAUGUCGCUGCUGACCGAGGGCACCAGCGCUGCCGAGCGCAAGCGCAAGGCCGAUUUGCGCGCGGCGAUCCUGCGCAUGCUAGACGAGGCCCUGACGGGCGGCCAGACGAGCAUGCGCUACUCGGAGGUGGCGCGGCGCAUGGCUGAAGCCGCGAGCGUGCCCAUUGAGUCGGCUGACCUGGCGGAGUGCCUUCGAGGCCUUGAGAUGGACGGGUCCGUCACGGUCACGGGUGAGGGCGCACGGCGGACAGUGCGGCGGUCAACGGGCGUGGCGUAA
This is a messenger RNA of Sporothrix brasiliensis 5110, 3213 nucleotides long. Its product is annotated as minichromosome maintenance protein 4 (cell division control protein 54). The transcript has 2 exons. Gene Ontology annotation, molecular function: single-stranded DNA binding; ATP binding; single-stranded DNA helicase activity. NCBI's taxonomy places the organism in Eukaryota, Fungi, Ascomycota, Sordariomycetes, Ophiostomatales, Ophiostomataceae. The record is from RefSeq and is a predicted model, not a curated record. Gene Ontology annotation, biological process: DNA strand elongation involved in DNA replication; double-strand break repair via break-induced replication; DNA replication. Gene Ontology annotation, cellular component: nucleus; MCM complex. Bases 1 to 3213 code for a protein of 1070 amino acids.